This is a messenger RNA of Aegilops tauschii subsp. strangulata, 1818 nucleotides long. Lineage: Eukaryota; Viridiplantae; Streptophyta; Magnoliopsida; Poales; Poaceae. The record is from RefSeq and is a predicted model, not a curated record.
AUGGCUCGCGGCGACCAUCAAGACGACGAUGAUGAUUUCAUGGAGUUACCGCAGCAGAAUCGCGCAACUGGACAGACAAAAGAUGGCGAUGAGAAGAAGAAACAUUAUCGCAAUAGGGCUUCACAGGAACGCCUGACUAUAAUGACCGAGGGAUUUACCGAUGAUCAGAAGGGAGUUGCUGCUGAGAUGGGGAUGCAGGCUCUCAUGGACGUUCGGUGCAAGAACCUAGUGAACCCUGCCAAGCUGAAAGAUGUGAAGAACAUGAAUUGUUGUAAGUUCAUCGCGGACUUCCUGCAUGAUGCAUUCUCAAACAAGAUGUACCAGAAGGGUUGUCGACUCCAUUUAAUGCUGAUGUACGUCGAUCGUCUUGAUCUGUCCACCAUUGACUUUACUGGGAUAGGAGGUCCGCCACCUCCACAUAAGUUUGCUGUCUCUGCGUGGACGUACAAUGCUGUCAAGGCUGUGCUUGCCACAGACAAGAUGACUGAUAAGAAAUAUGGGAAACUACAUGCAAGGGCACCUGUUGAGCAUCUAAUUGGGAAGUUUGCUUCCGGAAUGACCGGCUUGCUCAGGAAGUUGGUUGAGGUUUGGACGUCCCUUAAUGGCUCUGACAGCGACGCGGUUGCGAGGCAGUUCACUCCAUUUGUUGCAGAACGGACACAUCGGCCAACUGGUUGCCGUGGCCGAUACGACUACAACAACUCCCAGGAGCUUCCUGACACGCAAGAUGAACUAGAUGGAGAUGCUGCUCUCGACAAGGAUGAUGAUAAUGACAUGGAGAACGUGCAACAUGACACCGAUGAUGAUGAGCUUGUGGAAGUUUGUGCAGGUGGUAAGAAGGGCAAGGCUGCACCAGAUGUCCCCCACCGGAGAAAGGUGAAGAAGAUUACCACACGCGUGACCAAGCAGAACCCCAGAGACCCACUCGAACGCAUACACUCAAAGCUGUCGAUAGGUGGUAACUCAGAUUCUCAUGAGGCGCGAGUUGACAAAACUGCUGCUGCACCGUCCACUAUUCCCACUAGCUCUGAUGCAAGCGGCCAACCAUCUCCGCCGGUUGCAGAUGUGCAGGCUACAACAACAGGCAUCCGCACAUCUGGAAGUGAUGAGUCCGUAUCUGCCAGGACUGCUGAGAUAUUGCCCACUCUGCUGGCAAUGAAGGAUGCUGCUGUGAGCCAUGCCACCCGAUCAGCAAGUGUUGAAGUGGAUGCCCCCGAGAUCAACCUAAGCAAGGAAGAUUCCCGCUCAUCCGAUACGGAUUCCAAGCGCGUUGCUAAGGCGACCGUUUCGCGAGAUGGUCUUCCACCUAGGCGUUGUAGCCCCCGCAAGCAAUCAGCAGACAUACCCAACGCACCAGUUGUAGCUAGGAGCAGCAGAGAUGACUCUGGUUACGUGCCUGUGUCCACACUGUUCCCACCACCUGCCAAAAGCAAUGUUAUGGAGAAAAUGGAAGACCGGAGUACAACUGACCCAGGUGGCAAGUCGGGCACGACUGAUGGAGGUGAACGUCCGAAGCAGACCGCGUCUUUACCCGCCGUGGAGAACUCCAACUUAAAUCUACGCACUUCUAAGCUCCCAGUCAACAUUGGUGUCCCCUACAGCCCAAACAAGAAGAUUGGCAAGAAAGUUGCGACUGAUACCGCUGACCACACGCCCCGCCCUACUAAUAAGCCUGACGAUUCUGCAGCAGACGAGGCCGAAAUGUUUGUUGAUCUUUCACCCCCAGAUUCUGCCCCGCAAGUUGUUCGUGGUCCGGCUAGUAGGCAGGAGAGGCACCCAAUGGCCUUCACCCCACCGACCUUUAGCCUUGGCAUCUGA